Molecule: messenger RNA, 1179 nt
Organism: Epithele typhae
Lineage: Eukaryota; Fungi; Basidiomycota; Agaricomycetes; Polyporales; Epitheliaceae
Product: CRAL/TRIO domain-containing protein
Exons: 7
Coding region: 1-1179 (392 amino acids)
Molecular function (GO): phosphatidylinositol transfer activity
Source: RefSeq, a predicted model, not a curated record
AUGGCGCCGAAGUCUACAGAAGCCGAAGAUGCCAUCUACGUCGCCUGCCCUCCCCCCAAGGUCGCCGUCGAACCCGCUGCACUACCCACCAAUCUCAAGCUCACCGACGCUCAAGAGAAGCUGUACCUUGAGGUGGAGAAACACUUCCAGGCAGAGGACUACGUGUUGCCCGGAGUAGAGAACGGUGCGCUCACGGAGGAGGAAAAGUUCUGGUUGACUCGCGAGUGCCUGCUCAGGUUUAUCCGCGCGAUCAAGUGGGCGAGCGCACCAGAAGGCGUCAAGAGGGUAGAGGCGACCUUGAGGUGGAGACGUGAAUUUGGCGUAUACGACGUCAUCAAUACUGCGCAUGUCGAACCGGAGGCCGUGACGGGCAAGAUGAUGAUUUGGGGCUACGACUCCGACAAUCGACCUGCUCUCUACCUGCGUCCUAGUAGACAAAACACCGAGGAGAGCAUCCGUCAAGUGCACUAUGUGGUUUGGGCGCUGGAACGCCUAACGGAGCUUAUGGGUCCUGGAGUCGAGACUCUUGUUCUCAUGGUCGACUUUGCCGAUCGCGCGAAGAACCCUUCGUUGGGUCAGGCUCGCACGGUGCUCAACAUUCUGCAAACUCACUACCCAGAGCGUCUCGGCCGCGCGCUCGUCGUGAACAUCCCCUUCCUCGUGAACGCCUUCAUGAAGCUCAUCAUACCCUUCAUCGACCCGCUAACGCGCCCGAAGCUGCGUCUAAACCCGAACACGCUCGGCGAGGGCCUCUUCGCGCCGCCCGAGCUCAUCGCGGAGUGGGGCGGCUCCGCGCGGGUGCUCUACGAGCACGACAAAUACUGGGGCCCCCUCGUGCGCAUGUGCGCCGAGCGCCGCGAGCGUAUGUGGGAGGAGUGGCGUCGGCUCGGCGCGAAGGUCGGCGUGCGGGAGUGGGACAUCAAGUGUGCGAUCGAGCUCGGGCCAGCGGCUCCCGCGCCAAACCCUGCUCUUGAUGCUCACGAUGCUCCUGCUCCUGUCCACGUUCCUGCAGUCGCGGCUGACCCGGCGGCUGCAGAGAGCGAGGCAACGGCGGGGGCACCCGCUAUUACUGCUGCACCGGAGAAUGCUGUUCAUGCCGCACCAGAGGCCGCUGCCCCUGCCGUGUCAGAUGUCUCUGGCUGGGCCGUUGAUGCUUCUGCGGCAGGAGAUGCGGAUUAG